AUGCUGCUCUAUUUGAUCAUUCCUUUGGUUUUGGUUGCUGCUGCUUUCCUCUUCUUUAAUACUAAAAGUGGUUCCGGAACUGCUAGUGUCAACAAGAGUGAAUUGUUGAAGCCAACCACUGCUGGUAAGAAGAAGAAGAAUAAGUCAGAAAAGAAGGCUACUGUUACUGCUGCUUCCUCUGCCUCAGAAAAUGAAGAUGCUUCUGAACUUGAUUCCAUUGAUGUUGCUGAACUCUAUGGAUUGAACAAGAAGAAGGAAGUUGUUGUUGAACAAACUGAAUCAAAGAAGAAGGCUACUACUUCCAAGAAGGCCACUACUGAACAAAAGUCAUCCAAGAAGCAAAAGGAAGAAGAUCCAACCUUCCAAGUUGUCAAGAGACCUGAAUCAACUGGUCGUAAGAAGGAUGAAAAGAAGGCUGAACCAAAGGUUGAACAAAAGAAACAAAAGAAGGAUGAAAACAAGUCCAUCUUUAAAAAGUUUGUUGAUACCAAGAAGGAUGAAUCCGAUGAAGAACAAGAAACCAAGAAGAAGGUUGAAGCUAAACAAGCCGACAGUAACAGUGAAGGAUCUGAUUCCGAACAAGAAGUAGCAACUGCUCAACCAACAGUUAAUAAGGAAAAGAGACGUACUGUUGUCAGAGAUCCAUAUGCUAAUGAAGAUGAUUUCUGGAAUUCAAACACUAAGGAAGUACCUGUUGAAGUUGUUGAAACUAAACCAAAGAAGGGUACUGAAAAGUCAGCCUCAACUGCCAAGGUUUUCGUUAGUACAACAACAUCUUCAAGCAGUUCUGCAACUUGGAAUCAAAAGGAAGAAGGAAAGUCAGCUGAUGAAUCCAGUUUCCCAAAGGUUGGUGCCAAGAAGAUCAAGACCAAAUAA
Messenger RNA from Naegleria gruberi, 876 nucleotides. RefSeq lists its product as uncharacterized. Bases 1 to 876 code for a protein of 291 amino acids. NCBI's taxonomy places the organism in Eukaryota, Heterolobosea, Eutetramitea, Acrasida, Naegleriidae. The record is from RefSeq and is a predicted model, not a curated record. The transcript has a single exon.